Musa acuminata AAA Group (dessert banana) is the source of this 1499-nucleotide messenger RNA. RefSeq names its product zinc finger protein AZF3-like. Gene Ontology annotation, molecular function: DNA-binding transcription factor activity; transcription cis-regulatory region binding. Gene Ontology annotation, biological process: regulation of DNA-templated transcription. The transcript has a single exon. Bases 571 to 1308 code for a protein of 245 amino acids. NCBI's taxonomy places the organism in Eukaryota, Viridiplantae, Streptophyta, Magnoliopsida, Zingiberales, Musaceae. The record is from RefSeq and is a predicted model, not a curated record. Gene Ontology annotation, cellular component: nucleus.
CCCACGGAUGUCACCUCACCCCCACGCCACCAGAACCACACUUGUCGUCUUCGCACCGCUACCGCUUCAAGCAAAACCGGACACGCAAGAUGAGGGAAGAUUGGAAACGGUCUGCUGCUUGCUCUAUUUUUGACUUGAGAAUGAGCCGGUUUAGUCCACUCUCCACUUAGCCUGCUGCAGCCCUCAGCUGACUUCUUCGUUCGCUGUCUUCCAUCCUUACUCCUCUUCGAGACUGUAGCCAAGCUGAUGACUCUAGCCAUGACGAACUGUGGCUUGGCUUCCACAUAAGCGCCGACAAUUUCUACACGCAUUUCGCAUGUAGAUAUUGAUAGUGACUUUGCAAUCCAGCUUAGCCUGAGCCGCUCAUAAACGGCUAGGCUCGAUUGCAUAUAGCGUGUCACACCUUCACUCCUCUCCUUUAUAUAACUGUAACCUCAGCCACACUCUUCACUGAUAAGGUCCCCGAGAGCCAUUUCUUGCCUCCUCUCGCCACUCUUCUCUGUUCCUGCUGCUGCUUCUGAUCUUUGCUUCUAGAGAUCGUAGUGGUUUUGGUCUUCUGAGCUGAAUCGGAUGGCCGUGGACACUGUCGAGACUGCCGUCGCUUUGGUUCCGCCGCAGCCGCCGCCGAGAUCGGAGAUGAGCGAGGACGAGCUCCCGCCCGUCGAGGGGUGGGCGAAGCGGAAGCGCUCGAAGCGCCACCACCGUUUCUUCGACCACCCGCCGACCGAGGAGGAGUACCUGGCCCUCUGCCUCAUGAUGCUCGCCCGCGGCGGCUCCGGCCACCACCUCCCGACCGUCUCCACCGCCUGUGCCGCGGCGACUCCUACGCCCACCGCGAAGGUCGGGUUCAAGUGCUCCGUCUGCGGCAAGGCCUUCGGUUCCUACCAAGCGCUAGGAGGGCACAAGGCCAGCCACCGCAAGCUCAACGCCAGCAGCGGCGGGGAGGAGCCCUCCGCCGCCGCGUCCCCGGCCGCUUCCGCUUCCGGCUCCUCCACCGCCGCAGCAGGCGCCACCACCACCGGCGGCAAAGUGCACCAGUGCUCCGUGUGCUUCAAGACGUUCCCGACGGGGCAGGCGCUGGGCGGGCACAAGAGGAGACACUACGAUGGGAGCCUCGGCAGCGGGUCGGCCACCGCGUCGACGGCGUCGGAGGGCGCCAGCUCGAGCCGCAAGGGGUUCGAUCUGAACCUACCGGCGACGGCGGAGUUCGCGUUGGAUGUCAGCCGGCUGUGCGUGGCCAUGGCGGAGGAGGAGGAAGUGCAGAGCCCGAUGGCCUUCAAGAAGGCGAGACUUCUGAUUCCGGCGUAGACUUUGACUGCCUCCAACGAGUCAACUCUCCACCACAUCAAUCAAUUUUUCGUAGAUAAAUGCUACUUAUUCGAUGUAUAGAAAAUUACUCAAUUCUUUGUAGCAGUUCAUCGUGAAACCAAUUACAGUUCUUUUGUAUGCUAAAUUUUGCCAUGUUAAUGUCAAAUGUUUGAUGAAAGGUCGAAAAAUUC